Durusdinium trenchii is the source of this 855-nucleotide messenger RNA. Lineage: Eukaryota; Dinophyceae; Suessiales; Symbiodiniaceae. The record is from the annotation of a GenBank genome assembly.
AUGCCCUCGCAGCCGGGCGGUGGUUCGCCGUGUGUCGGCUUGCAGCUCUCCGUCUUUGACACAGACGGGCGGCUUGCCUGCAGCUUACAGUCCAUGACGUGGAAGCACAGUUGCUCAAGCGCCCACGAAUGCAGGUCGUACAAGCGAUUUGUGCAGCCCUUCGUGGAGCAGGGGCUUGUGACCUACCACGAACGUUUCCCGUAUCAGGUGUCUCCGAAGCUGGGCCUUGCCGCUGAAGCCAAGGAGCUGAGAAAACAACGCGGCCACAUGCUUUUGGAACCACAUGCUUUGGAGCUAUGCAUUUGGGAGAACAGACAGGUGUCUGACUGGGUGGUGGUCAUUCACUCCUUCGAGGAGUAUCUCCACUCGCGCAUUCUAGCCGAGAAACUGCAGGAUUUGCCCUUGGGAACCUGGAUCCAGCAGUGGGCGAAUGAGGUUCCUGGGACUGUGGUCUUUGAGCUUUUCCAGGAACCCAUGGGUGGCCCCCGCAGAGCUGGCCGCAGCAUUUUCACCACUUGGACACAGAAGCGAGGUGUGGAAAUGAGUCGUGAUCCAGGCUUGCGAGGGCUGGAAGCAGAUUCACAGCAUUUUCAAUCCUUUGCUUGGAUUGUUGAUCCUGUGAACGUUCUGCAAACUGCAGUGCAUUUGGCCCAGCCAAGAGCUCAUGGUCAAAGCAUUGUCUCCUUGCACGUGGAUCUCCUUCGUGUGAACCACUACUUGGACCUUGGCCGAAAUGCUUCUCGAUGUUUGGAAGAGCUGGGUGGCUGCCAUGUCCUUGACGAAUCCCUCACUUGGGCGGAGGAGACUGUGCUAGAGCGGCGAGGAAAAAAGAAGAUGGAGCUCCACAGGAAGUAG